AAUAAAAAGCAGUACUUAUCCUUGUCUCAUCAUUUAUUAGCAUUACGUAUCUCGUCUUUUUCAUACCACACUAAUGAUAUCAUUUAUGGUGCAGCUCGGCAAUGCCUAUAAAUAGCUCAGGUCGCUCUUCUCAUUCAUUCAUCUCAUUCUUAUCUUUCUACACUUUCGAUUGAAGCAGGAGUCUGGGAGUUUCGAGGAUUGUAUGGAUAUGGAGCAGGAAAUGAACAUUGAGAGGGAAGAGUACGUGGACUGGAAAGGGAGAGAGGUGCAACCAGCAAAGCACCAUGGCACAAGAGGUGCUACUUUUGUUUGUGUGGUGGAGGUAUUGGAAAACAUGGUGUUCCUAUCGAUUGCGUCGAACUUGGUCACUUACUUCCAUUAUUCAAUGCAUUAUCCACUUGGGAAGUCCUCCAACAUGCUAACAAAUUACAUGGCUACAUCUUUCCUCCUCACCUUACUUGGGGCCUUCAUCUCUGAUACUUUCCUCACUAGGUUCUGUACCAUGGUUCUCUUUGGUUCCAUAGAACUUACUGGACUAGUAACAUUGACAAUCCAAGCUCACUACAAGGCGCUCCAGCCGCCCCCAGGAAGAAGGCCAUCGCCCCCACAAGCCAUCAUGCUAUAUGCAGGUCUGUAUGCAAUGGCUGCAGGAGUAGGCGGUGUGAAGGCCUCCUUGCCAGCACAUGGUGCCGAUCAGCUGGACCGCUCAAACAAGAAGCUAGUGUCCACUUUCUUCAAUUGGUACUUCUUCUCUCUGUGCAUGGGUGGCCUAUCAGCAGUUACCAUUUUGGUCUGGAUCCAAGAGAAUAGAGGUUGGCAAUGGGGCUUCGGAAUAUCCGCUGGCGCCUUAUGUUUGGCGCUCCUCGUGUUUGCAAUUGGAUUCCCAUUUUAUCGGCACAAAAUUCCCAGUGGUAGCCCAUUAACCAGGAUUUUUAAGGUGUUUCUAUCUACAAUAAGGCAUUGGAACACUCCAGCGCCAGUGACGAACGGGCAUGGACUUGAAGGGAGAAGUAAAAGAAAGUUCAGGCAAGAAUUUCAUUUUCCCUUUCUCUUCUUUUGUAUGUUCAGCACAUUUCUUUGGUGGACUCACAGGUUCUUGGACAAGGCCACAAUGGAUGAUGGCAUUAGUAGAACCCAAGUGGAGGAAACUAGAUCAUUCCUUCGGCUCCUUCCAAUCUUCGCAAGCACGAUCAUGAUGAACUGUUGCCUAGCCCAGCUCCAGACGUUCUCAGUCCAUCAAGGAAUGACGAUGGAUCAGAAGCUCUUUGGCAAUUUCCAAAUCCCCCCAGCUUCGCUUACUGCAAUUCCUCUCAUUAUCAUGCUUGUCUUGGUAGCCUUAUAUGAACGGCUCAUUAUCGUCAUGGCUAGGAAGCUGUUGCAGAAGGAUUUCGUGUACCCACCUCUCCAACGGAUCGGUCUCGGCCUUGUUCUUGCAUCAAUGUCGAUGGCUGUGGCCGCAAUAGUCGAAAUUAAGAGGCGGGCCGCUGCAGAGGAGUCAGUUACCAUUAGCAUCUUUUGGCUCGGGUGGCAGUACUUUCUACUAGGCAUGUCGGAUAUGUUUACACUAGCCGGUAUGAUGGAGUUCUUCUACUCUGAGGCACCUAGUACAAUGAGGAGUGUGUGCACGGCGUUGUCUUGGUGCUCAACGGCUAUGGGGUAUUUUUUGAGCUCACUGCUUGUAUGGAUUGCCAACUCGGUGAGUGGACGGUUCGGAUCAGGUGAGUGGUUGGGCGGGAAUGAUUUGAACAGUAGUCGUUUGGAUCUCUUUUAUGCUCUUCUCUCUGUUAUGAACUUUGUUAACUUCUUGAAUUACCUGUUUUGGGCGAGAUGGUAUUAGGAUUUGAGAACAUCGGUAGUUUGGUCAUUUGAUGCAGCAAGGUAGUUGGGUGGUUGAUGCAUAUCAGCUUUUUGGAGGGAAAGAUUGUCUUGUAUGGCUGUUCAAAUUUACAUGUUGCAUGUGUGUGA
This is a messenger RNA of Magnolia sinica, 1965 nucleotides long. Its product is annotated as protein NRT1/ PTR FAMILY 4.1-like. The record is from RefSeq and is a predicted model, not a curated record. The transcript has 6 exons. Bases 203 to 1837 code for a protein of 544 amino acids. Gene Ontology annotation, cellular component: membrane. Gene Ontology annotation, molecular function: transmembrane transporter activity. Gene Ontology annotation, biological process: transmembrane transport. Lineage: Eukaryota; Viridiplantae; Streptophyta; Magnoliopsida; Magnoliales; Magnoliaceae.